Messenger RNA from Lymnaea stagnalis (great pond snail), 21774 nucleotides. NCBI's taxonomy places the organism in Eukaryota, Metazoa, Mollusca, Gastropoda, Lymnaeidae. The record is from the annotation of a GenBank genome assembly.
CGUAACAUCCGCGCCAUCUGAACUUCCGCUUGAAAUCAAACCAAAAUGAUCGCCAUCUUUUAAGAAAAGCAAAUUAAUUGAAAUCCGCCGACAUCUCUUUUGAGUUUCGGUGAUAGGAUAUAUUCAACAUGAGCCAAGGAGUACCGGGGCCAACUGGAGUCCCUGCUCCCACCGGGGUCCCAUAUCUUGGAAGUAAAAUUAGUUUAAUAUCUAAGGCUGAGAUUCGAUAUGAAGGAACUUUGUAUACCAUCGAUCCAGUUGAAGCGACAGUAGCUUUGGCAAAAGGUUUGAACUAUAGCUUUUGUUUAAUUCAUAUAUUAUGACUAUUGGUUAAAAUGCACUUCAAGUCCUUUUUGCAGUCACAAUAAAAGUAUAAAUCGUCCUUGUUAAACGAUAAUUCCAGAAUAUAUUAAUUAUAAUAAACAACUACAAAGCUGUCCUGGCAAACAAAUUUUGUAAAAAUGUUGGAGAUGGUUCCCAAUACUAAUAAUAAUGGGGCUUAAUGGUUUUUAUCCAGAUUUAAUCCUGAUUUCAUUGAUAAUCAUAGUAAUUGGGAGUCUUUAGCUGUAUAUUUUUUCACAGUGCAAGUAAAGUAUAUCUUGCAAGUUUGUUUUGAAAAGGUGGGCGAAUGUGAAGAGAUAGCACCCUGGUUCCAAGAGUCAAUAGUGUCAAAACCCAUGUUAGGGAUAAGUUUGGGGUUCAGGUUAGGUUAAGGGAUACAUUUAGGGUUCAGGUUAGGUUUAGGGAUACAUUUGGGACACAAGUUCACGGGUCGCUGCAACCAAGGUAAAUAAACGUGGUCCUAUCUCUUCACAUUUACCGAAAAGUGUCAACCUUAGCCUAAAUGCUAAAUUAUGAAACACAUAGACUAGCCUUAACUUAAUGAUAACUAUUACUUUAACUUAAAUUGAAAGUUUGGAGAAAAAAAAAGAUACAUAUAAUGAAUGUUGCAUCAGAGAGUGAAUCUGGAAACAAUAACAUGCUACAAAUUUACAGAUUGCUCUCUGCUGAUAAGAAUAGUGAAUAGUUGGGCUAAGUGAUUUGAUAAGGACAAAUGAGCUCAUUUGUCUUUAUAGCCAGGCUUUUAGUUGUGUUUGCAAAUGAAAUUCUAAUUGAUUACCACUUAAGUGUUUGAACAACAGAGGGUAUAUAGAUUUUUUUUUUUUAAAUUACAUGUUUUCGACACUAAAAAUAUAACUCUUUUACUUGUAAAGUACAAUAAAACUAAAGCCUUCAUAUUUUCAGCAUAGUUUAAUUAGGCAUUAGGCUGUAAUAAUAAGCCAUUUUAAUAUUAAUACAUCAACAAAUGAAUUAAAUCAGUGGCAUUUGUUUUGAGCAACAGAUAGUGAGUAAAUUUAAUUUUAAAAUGUAGCCUUUUGUGCCUUAAAAAAUACAAAUUGCAUAAACAUUCCCUAUUCACCUUGAGUUAAUGCAUACAAUCAUUUAGUGAAUUAUUAAUACUGUGAAUAAUUCCACAGAAAAGAUUUAUGAAAUAAUGGAUGUCGCAUUGAAAAAAUCGUAGGUACUUCAGUAAAAAAAAUAUUAUUUUUUUGAUAUUACUUUAGAACACAUUUCAAAUUAAAAAAAUGAUACCAGAAUCAACUUUUUAGCUUUAGUACUUUUUUUAGCUGCACAUUUUUUUAAAGUGUGUUUAUAAUUUGUUUAUUUUUUUUACCAUGGACGAGAUCUCCACAUUCACAUCUUGUGACCUGAUCGCGUCAUGCGCAAUGACUAUAGUAUAUUGUUUAUCUAAGGCAACGCAUCCCCUUAAUACUACGAUACUGUUUAGGGUUGAUUUAUUUUCAACUUUGUCACAUGAAUAAAUAAUUAAAGCUUUCCCUGACCAAUGGUAGUUUCUGCACAAUGAAAACUCUUAUGGAUGAAACUCUGAAAAAGUAAUACGGUAUAGUCGUUAUGUAAGUGGCUUCUGAAUGGUUUCCCAAUGCAAAAUUUGGCCAAUUAUGAUCAGUUAUAAUAUGGACUCUACCGGGUUUUUAAACCUCAAAUUAGGAUAUUCUUGUUUAAAUGCCUUCCAAGUUCACUCUAAAACAUAAGUUAUCCAAAUAUUUUGAAGUAAAAAGUGAUAAAAGUUUAAUAUUUCUCAAAUAUCGGCAUCUUCCGCCAUUAAAAAUGGGGUUGUGGUCACACCGAAAAUGGGGUAAGUGAACUGCAUGACCGUAGAAACAUAGCGUCUCUCAUUUAACACAUAUCGCUGUGAAAAUUGGCACACAUUUAAAUCAAUACAUGCCCAAUAUGCAUAGAGAAUUUGGCCGUUCCAUAUCUUUUACUUCGACUUAGUUUUAAUGAUGAAAGUUGCCUUAUAUUCACCAAGGAUUUCCUCAAAGUUGACUGAUUGUAAAUGAAAAAGAAAUCAAUUAAUAUGUAGGCCAAAAUGUCUUCUAAAGCGAAAGGCCAAUUGUAGGAUAUAGUUAUUAUUUUAUGAAUGAAAUAGUAUCCACAUCAAAAAAAUAAAACUCUGAUUUUCGCUCGCCGACGCCCAUUUCCCAUACAAAUUUUUUUAGUAGUCUCCCUUGCUUUACCAAAACCUGAAAGAUGUUGACCUUAAUGUUAAAUUCAAUCAUCCAUGAAAUUGAUAAUGCAAGUAGCCAUGCUAUUAGAAAUCCACAGUACCAAUGAUGAUCACUUAAUAUUAUAUUGGUACUUUUAUAUUAUAGUUCAUUGAACGGCUGCAUAAAAGAUACAUUUUCUUAUGGUCUAAAGCAGGGUUCUCCAAACUGCGAGCCGGAUGCGGCCUGCAAGGCCCUCUCAUCCGGCCCAUGGAGACAAUUUUAUCUACGAAAAAAGUUAUGGAAAUUUACAUGUAUCCUGCCAAGAUUAGACGCCGCUGUUUUUACCAAAUUAAAUAGAGUAGCGCAGUAUUGCGUUAUGUUUUUACUAGGGGUGUGCCGGAUCCGUUUUUUCCAUCCGGAUCCGGAUUUUCUUAUGCGAAAUCCGCCGGAUCCGGAUACCGGUUUCUCCCGGAUUUUGGUACUAUUGGUAGAUACUUCGGUACGUCAAGGUGGACUACUACUUUUUGUGUAUGGGAAUUCGCAAUCGGCGCCAAAAAAUCCGAGUUUUUAAUUUUCCGAUGUGUGUGUCUAUUUAUUAUUAAAUUAGUACUUUCGAUAUAUAUUUGAGUUCCGUUCCAUUUGGAUAAGUGUCUUACGAGAGACGCCAUGUUUCUACGCGUUCGCAGCAGGUUAUGCAGCUCGCUCAACCUAAUUUCGCCAUGGGGUUGGCCACGCCCCCCUUUUUAAUGGCGGAAGUUGACGAUACUUAGGAAAUAUUAAUUUAUUAUCACUAUUUACAUCAAAAUAAUUGAUAACUUGUGUUUCAGAAUGCAUUUAAAGACAUUUAAACUGGAAUGUUUUAAUUUGAGCUUUAACAACCCGGUAGAAUCCAUAUUAUAAAUGAUCAGAAUUUACCGUGUGCAACACGUUGUCAUUGGCAACCAUUCACAGCCACUUGCAUAACUGUAUCGUAGUACUACCUCAGAGUUUCAUUCAUAAGAGUUUGCCGUGUGCAAAAACUAUUAAACCAUUGGUCAGGGAAAGCUUUAAUUAAUUAUUCAUGUGCCAAAGUUGAAAGUUUAAACUAAGUCUAAACAGUAUUUUAGUGAUAAGGCAGGGAAUGCGUUGCCUUAUAUAAACUAUAUAGUCAUUGCGCAUGACGGGAUUGGUGGAAUGAGAUCACAGAAUGUGGAGAUGCAGUCCAUGUUAAAAAAUGACAAACCAAGUCGUACUUUAAAAAUUCAUAACUUUAAAACUACAACAGCUAAAAAUAUGAUUUUGGUGUUAUAAUUCUUUAAAAAAUUACAUCUUUUCAACUAUGCCAUUGGUUUAUUUUUACAAAAAGUUUAAAUUUUCUUAUCAAAGUCCCUACACUAUUGGCCACUAUUAGCGGUGCUGACUCUAGCCUCUGGUAUGUACGGAAUAUUAAACAUUAAACAAGCUCAACGCUCGAAACAAUCGAUUAAUGUAUCGUGAUCGUGUGAAAUUCGGGAAAGAGAAUUACUUUUAUUUCAGAUUAUGAUCCGGUGAGUCACAAAAUCUGGCAAAUUCCGAAAUCCGGUAUAUUCCGGAAUCCGGUUGUUCCGGAUACAUGUAAAUCCGGCGGAACCGGAUUUCACCGGAUAGUGCAAAAUCCGGCGGAACCGGAUUCCGGACCGGGGUCCGGCACACCCCUAGUUUUUACCAACUUGAAAAUAGAGGCACUCUGUUGUGCGCUGUGUUUUCCAACCAAUUGCAAAACCUUAUUCACUGCUUGGUUUUUCUACUUCCGUUCAGUCAAUGAAAUGAUGUAACACCAACUGAUGGCGGAGUUUUUAAAUGGUUUGCUGCUUGAUUAUUUUGAUCAGUUGGCAAGUUGCAGUUGACUGCUGCGAUGAGGUGGUGUUGGUGUCAAAUAGUGUCUGAUUCGGAAACAUGUUGCAACAGUGGAGUUCCCCACAUUUGCAUGCAAGAUCAAGAAAGACCUCCAGCUGCAGUUUCAGCAGUGGUUUUCUGACUUGGAUUCAAAGGCAUAAGAAGUCAGACAGUUUUAAAACCCAUUUGAAGCAGAUGUGGCCAGUUGCCCAGAUGAACUGCAGCUGGCAGUAAUUGAGUUGCAAGCAAAUUACCUCCUUAGGGACAAGUUCAAAGGAGGACUGGUGGGUUUUUACCAGUUUUUGCCCAAGGAAGACUUUCCUAAUGUCAAAACUUUUGCAUCAGGGUAGCUUUCAAUCUUUGAAGCAACAUACCUGUGUAAACAAACAUUUUGAAGAAUGAAAUAAGUGAAGAACGAUUUGAGAACAAACUUGUCCGAUGAUAAUCGCAGGUCACUGUUGAUGUUAGGGACAACAAAUCUAAAAGCCAGAAAUUUCUGCUAUUUUGGCAUCCAGGAAACAAUUUCACCAUUCCCACUAAUACAGGUGUUCAUGUAUAGUGUAUCAAUGUGUUAUUAAAAUAAUAACUAAAUAAAAUAAUGUUAAAUAAAUAAUUAAAAACAACAUCCAUGUUUUGAUACUUUUUUUUUUUUGGACCUCAAGUGUGUAGUCAGCCCCUGAACUGCUGUUUGAUAGUUAAGGUGGUCCAUGGGUCAAAAAAAAUUUUUCUAUGUUUCUUAAAUUAAAAUUUUUUUUUUUAGUACAUACUAACUAUACACCAAUAGAAAGACAAAAAAACAUAGUUUAUUUAAAAAAAAAUUUUUUUGACUUUUAUUGCAAAAAUUAUAUAAUUUUAUACAAAUAUUGACAGUUACGCAAAAUGUAUCAACACCCAAAAGAUUUAUCAACAUAAUGAAACUUUGCACACUCAUUAAGAAUAGAGUUGUUAAAAAAAUUACAAAAGCUUUCUGCAUUACAGUUAUUGGAGCAUCUACAAAUGACAUAUUUGUGGAGUCACAUAAUUUUCUGGCAAAAUACCGGGGGUAGCAUAUGUAAAAAUAUAAUUUUAAAAGUUCUGUUGGACAGAUCUGAAAAAAGGAGAUGUCACUUUGUAGAUAAUAUCAAUGGUAAGAAGCAUGGAAAGUUUGAAGCCUGUAGCUGUUAUACUUUUCCUCCUGAUGCAAUUGGCAUUCCUAAAAAAUCUGAAAAACAUGAAGUUGAGAAAAACGAAAAAGAAGUCCAAAAAUGUUUUUUUUUAAAAAUUAAAGACGACAUGAACAAGAUAUAAUGCAUAAAACGUGUACAUAUACUAUUCAUAAAUGAAAAACCAAUAUAAAAAUACAGAUAUAAAAGAUAGAAAAUUAACAAAGUCAUAUUUUCAAACAUCAACCUCCCUGUCCCAAAUAAAAAGUGUAUAACAAUAAAAAAUAAUUAAAAUUUUUCUGUUGGACUGAUCCAGAGGAGGGAGAUGUCAUUAUGUAGAUAAUAUCAAUGGUAAAAAGCAUGGAAAGUGUGAAGCCUGUAUCUGUAAUACUUUUCUUCCUGAUACAUUUCGCGUCCAUGAAAAAUCUGAAAAAUGCAAAGUUGUGAAAAACGAAAAAUAAUUUUUUUUUAAUUAAAGACUACUUGAACAAUGUAGGAUGUAUAUACCAUGUACAAGAACCAUUCAUAAAAUUAAAAAACAAUAAAAAACACAGAUAUAAAACACAUAAAAUUAAUAAAGUCACGUUUUCAAAAUAACAACCCCCAUCCCAAAUAAAAUUAUAAUAAUAAUAAAAAUAAUUUUUAAAUCUCUGCUUGACAUAUCUAAAAGAAGGAGGUGUUAUUAUGUAGAUAAUAUCAAUGGUAAAAAGCAUGGAAAGUUUGAAGUCUGUAGCUAUAAUACUUUUCCUCGUGAUGCACUUGGCAUUCCUGAAAAUCUGAAAAAACGCAAAGUUGAGAAAAACAAAAUAUUUAAAAAAAAAUUAAAGUCUACUUAUUUAACAACAUUGGAUGCAUAUACCAUGUACAUAUACUAUUCAUAAAUGAAAAAACAAUAUAAAAACACAGAUAUAUAUGAUAGAAAAUAAUAAAAGUCAUGUUUUUAAAAGCAACCCCUUGUCGUAAAUAACAUGAUUAUAUAAAAAAUUCUGGAAAAAUUGUCUAUCAUGUGAGUGUGAGGUAUUUAGAUAUAACACUAUCCCUCCUGAGUGAGCCAACUCCCAUCAUAGGACCAUCAUCAAUGUCUACUACCUCUGCAACUUAUCCUUGUAGAUUGGUAGCGAUUGAUGCAGGGUGGUAGUGUAGCACUCUGGUCGAUUGUUUUUUGGUGAAUGUUUGGUACAUCCAUUAUUUGGAAAAACUUCCCCAUACCAGCAUGCCACAAUCCAGUCACUAAUGAUGCUGUCGCAGCUCUUUUGCCGACAUAAAAAAUGUUGCCUUUGCAUACAACUAACGUGUCAGAUGAUGGGAUGACAACGUCACAUACAUUACAUACGACUUUUAAAAAUAACGCUAGUCUAUAAAGUUAUUUUCACCACUGUGAACCUUGAAGUGUCCUACUUGCAUACUGGGCAUGAAAACGUUUGAAAAAUGGGCUGGAGGGCAUCUAUCUGCAUGAUAGAUGAGGCAGAGAAGCCUAUGGUAUGAUUGAUAUUCCAAAGCAUGAAGUUUGUUCUUCGAAGCAUACGAUGCCAUAGAUUCUUCAGAUAUUGAAGCUGGCGUUGAGGCUGGUGCCGAAGCUGGCGAUGAGGCUGGUGCCAAAGCUGGCGAUGAGGCUGGUGCCAAAGCUGGCGAUGAGGCUGGUGCCGAAGCUGGCAGUGAGGCUGGUGCCGAAGCUGACGGUGAGGCUGGUGCCGAAGUUUGCGGUGAGGCUAGUGCUGAGGCUUGCGGUGAAGUUGGUGCUAGUCUGGCUUUCUCUAGUUACUUGGACUUGGAUCACUUGUUCUUGGGGACAGGGAUUUUCUGUAUUAUGGAAAAAAAAAUGUUUAUAUUAGCUUUUGAAACAUAAAAUUAUAUUAGUAUUAGACUGAGCAAUUAGCUCCUAGUUAGCCUGGCAAAGGUAAAUAGAAUCAGUAUUUUUUUGUUUUUUUAAAUCUAAGGAAAUGGCAAGAUUUCUACUAUUAUUACAUUAUUAUUAUCUGUUUUAAUAAGUACAAAUUAGGAAAUCCUACACUCUAGGCCUAUUCAAAUUUUGCAUUCAUUUACAUUGAUCAAUAUUACCAUCUCAUAAAUGUUGUUGACAACGAAAAUUGAAAAUCACAUCAAAUUAGAGACGUGUAAGGACACGAACGUAAAGAAAAAUAGUAAUGAAUAUAUUGAAAUAUUUUUUGUAUUACAAUUUUGUAUAUUUAGGCAUAAAGUAGCUUUCAAUUUGAUUCAUAAGCCUACGCUCAUUACAUUUUUAUAUGUCUGCGUAUAUCACUGUUUCGUAGUAGUAUUAGUACUAGUCACUAGUAAGUAGGCCUAGUUACUAGUUACUAGCCCUAGUGAUAAUGACACUGUAUUAUUAUACGAAACCUAGCUCAACCUUCACUCGAACGCCUAAAACUAGCUAAAACUAUUUAAUAUAAAUUAAAUUAUACAAUAAUUAAUUCAACUUACCUUUUCAAAGCAAAAAAAUAAGUUCAAAUUUGAAUUUAUUUGAAGACUGCAAAAGUAAAGUCGAUCGAUCGAUAAAAGGUUACGCCAACUGGACACAAUGAAUUUGGUAGACGGCCAUUGCAUUGUGGGAUAGAUUUCUGACUUGUUGAUGAAGUCUAAAAAUAGCUGACCAAUGACAAUAUCCGAUUUAUUGAAACUUUAAAUCUCGACCAAUAAGAACAUUUGUUCGAGCGAAAAUAUAGAGGCUUUGCCGAACAAAGAGCUCCCGCCAGCCUUAUUUCUGAACAUUUUAGUGGGCGAUACCAUUACCGAGUAGAGAGGCUAAGCUUUCCAUCGAUACCAAAUAUGACUAUAUUGCGUUGUAAUUAUAUUGUAAAAGCGAAGGGUGCGCCAGGGGGUCUAUGGGGCCUGAAUUUUGCCCCAGAAGUCAAAAUUUGCUCUUACCAUACUACUUUAAAAUACAUUUUUAACAACUUUAAAUUAUUUUUUAAUGAAAAUGGUAAAAACCAAAAUGUUCCUUAGAUGUUUAUCUAGUAAAAUUCACCAUAAUCUCAUUUUUGAUAAAAAUUAUAUAAAUAUCGAUAUUUUCCCCCGUGGACCACCUUAAUGCGGCCCUCGGGCUGAAAAGGUUGGAGACCCCUGGUCUAAAGUAAUGUGUUGGCUGAGUCCAUGGUAAUCUUGAUCAAAUUUGUUAUGGUUAUAUAUACCAUUGGUAAUGAUUCGGUUUAUGACAUUGAUGGAGUCCUGCGUGUUUAUAUCAUUGGUAAUAAAAGGUUUUUCGAAAAUGGUUUACUUUGUGUCAAUAUUGUUUCCACCCAUCAUGAUAAGGAGUCCUGAGUGUAUAAAUGCAGUAAAUGGUGAAAUAUACCCAUAGCAGUUACGGUUAUGCUCUGGUGGUCCAUAAUGUGGUGGAAUUAAAAAAGAAUUAAAGCAUAGAUUUAAAUGACUGAAGUUGAUUUAGUUUUGAAAUGUUUAUCAUGAAUAUAAAUUUUAUUAUUUAAAAAAAGUAAUAAUGAAAUUUCAUAAAUGUAUAAACUUGUUUUCAGUCAUAUAAUUAAAACAAAUAAAGUAAUAUAAAUGAACUGGAUAGCUUUUAAAAACAAUGGAUAAAUAAAGAUUUUAAAUACUUCUUAUGUAAUAAGAAGAAGAAUAACAGAGAGUGGCUAUCAUUUCCGGUUCAUUAUUAUAAGUAUAAGCCUGCAUUCAAUCAUUGCAGUUGUAGUACUGCUAUGCAAUAUAUUGAGAAUAGGCUUAGCCUUAAAAAUGAUUGAUACAUAAAAUUUGAAUCUAAGUGAUAAAUAUAUUGUCUCUUGAACUUUUAACUUCUUACAAUUAUUAUUGGCAUGAUAUUUUUCCAUCUUCUUCUUGCAAGUGAAGUAGCUUAGCCUUCUCCAAAGAAGGAGAAUUAGAAUUAAUCAUAUUUUUCAUGACCAUUAAUCAAAGCAAACCUGAUUGAUAAAAAAAUUUUCAUUUCAAAUCUUUUAGAGUCAAAUAAUGUAUUAAGUAUCGAAAUCAGAAGGAUGACUAAGCUUUACAUAUGUUUGAAACCGAUCAUUGUGUCUACACCAGAAGUAGUUGUAGAGUUCUGACAUAAACCCAGUGCCUCUCAACCUUCCUAAUGCUGCAACCUUUUAUUACAGUUCCACGUGUUGUGUUGACCCUCGACCAUAUUUUAUUAUUAUUUUUUUUGUAUUUUCCGUUGGUUUUAGGCCACCUCUGUAGGGCCUUAUAAGAGUAACGACCCACAGGUUGAGAACUUUUUUAUUAACCAAUCAAAAUGCUUAUUGUAUUCAAAGGUCAGGGCUAGAUCACUUGAUACAUGAAGUAGGUCAGGAAAUUGCCAUAUUUUUCUAGAACUGGCAGGCGAUUGAAAGGUUCUGUUUCUUUUGUAAUUUUCUUUAUGUUAAAAAGCUAUAUUUAUCUAAAGCAGCAGACUUGUUUACUCCUACGAUUUUUAGGUGUAUACAUUAUAUAUACUGCAUGUUUAUUUUUUUUACUAUUAAGUUAAUGUAUUGAACGAUUUUUUGAGGACAUUGUACGAUUUUAAAAGUUGAGGGAAUAUGGGUCUGAAACAGGAAUUAACCAGCUUUCCAACCAUACCAAAUACGUUAGGAUUUAGCACUAAAAAAUGGCCCUCAAUGGGGCAAUUUUGACUGAAGAUUGAAAGGGUCAGGUAAAAAAAAUUAAUUUACUUUUCAUACCCGUCUCUUACCUGCAUCUCCCCUUAAGCAGCCGUUCUCAACCUGUGGGUCGUGAACCCUUUGGGAUCCUUUCACAGGGGUCGCGUAAGACUAUCGGGAAAACACAAAUAUGCUACAGUUAUGAAGUAGCAAUGAAAAUAAUUUGUGUUUGGGGGUCGCCACAACUUGAACUGUAUUAAAGAGUCGCUGCAUUAGGGAGGUUGAGAACCACUGCCUUAAAGCAUUAAUUGUCUAUAAGAAUGGGCAAAUAUCACUGAUACACUACUAGAUUUAUUGAUAACAAGCAAAUUGGCAGUAUAUUCCUAAGUGCCAUCUCGAUGCAAAUAUGAUUAAGAAAAGACAGUCAUCUUAUCAUCCAGCUCAGGUGUCCUCUUCUGGAACUUCUCAGUUAAGCUCCCAAUUUGUCUCCGAUUAUGAAACCCUGAUUACAGAGAUUUUAUAGACACUAUAGUUGGUCUACACUAACUGAUCAUUUUCCUCGCAAGAAAAAGACAUUGUCUUUGUAUGAAAAGAUGUUUUCUUCUUGUGGGAGCUAAGUGCAUGUGCUAAAUCUCACAAAGGCUAAAAAAAAAAAUUAAAAAAAAGGGGGGGGGGGCAGAGACUGAAAAAUUCACUAAUGAUCAGUGAAAUGAUGAAAAAUUAAGGCAAUUGCUGGGAAAUUUAAUAAAUAUUAAUUUGUUUACACCUUCAUUGGUCAAUUUUUUUUUAGUGUUUCCAUUUUUUUAUUUUUAUAAGUGAAGGUGCUAAAACACAAAAAGGCAAAAAAAAAAAAUUAAAAAAAAGGGGGGGGGGGCAGAGACUGAAACAUUCACUAAUGAUCAGUGAAAUGAUGAAAAAUUAAGGCAAUUGCUGGGAAAUUUAAUAAAUAUUAAGUUGUAUACACCUUCAUUGGUCAAUUUUGUUUUAGUGUUUCCAUAUUUUUAAUUUUACAAAUUCAUAUUUAUUUUCAUAUUGACAACAAAAAAUUUGUGUUUCAAUAGUCAUGAAUUUUAUCUAAGAUGUCAAUCGAGCAAGUCCGUAGUCAGUGCCUUUUGUGCUGGGACUAUAUUCUGUAUAUUUAUUUGUGUUUAACCUAUAAAAGUGGUUGAGUGGAUUUCCUGACACAACUUGUGCUUUGAUUAUAACCAGGCCACCCCAUCCACAAAUUUAACCAAAUUACUCUUGGAACUUGAAACUGAAAACUACUCUUGAGGCUAGCUAACCCAAGGGUAAACAGUUCUACUAUUCUGAUCAUACAAUCAUUCAGCAGCAAAUGCCUUGCUACAGACCAAUUUUGAGUAAUGAUGAGAAAAAGGCUUUUUUUAAAGACUGAAAACCUGUGCGAUACAAUCAAGAACAAUUUCUAAUUGUAUAGAUCAAUUAAAGCAUCUUACAUUAUUUUUGUCUUAUCAGUUAGAUCAUUUGGAACAGAGGAUCGUCCAACAGAUAGACCUUUGCCAGCAAGGAGUGAAAUUUUUGAGUUUAUUAUAUUUCGAGGCCAUGACAUUAAAGAUCUGCAUGUGUGUGAACCUCCAAAGCCACAACCUACAGAGGGUGUUCCUCUUGAUCCUGCCAUUGUUAAGGUACGUAGAAAUUCAAUAAUCAAACCAUCAGCAAAGAUCUUAUUUGUUGCAUGACAUGAAAAAGGUUAACCUUGCAAUUAGAAUUAGCUUAUUGAUUUUAAUCUAAGCACAGUCUUCCCUCGCUGCUUUGACUUCCAUGGCUUCAUCCCGUUUUUUUUUCUCCUUAUAUAACAUGUAUUCAUUUAAAAGUUGAUUGAGAUAGUGGAAAUGAUACAGCGCGCUCUGAUUCAAUUAUACACCCCUGUAUCACAAUUAACAUUACCGUACGUGUUGACUGUGGGCCUAUGUAUUUGAGCACCCACAGAUGGUCUAAUAAUGUUAAAAGCCGAAUUGAGGGGGUUUUAAACAGGUUUUAAACAUUAAUAAAUAAUCUUACUUCGCGGAAAUUCACUUAUCGCGGUAAAGUCUGGAACUGAUUGACCACGAUAAAUGAGGGGCGACUGUACCACAUAAUUUCUUGACAUGACCAUGGUGACGUUUGAUAGUUAUUUUGUGAGGCUUUUAAAAAACUAAGUGCCGGUAUAUUUUAUCAGAUGCUAAUAUCAAUUAAACAUGUGCACAUAGGAUUUUUUUUCUCAUUAUAUUAUUACGAUUUAUUUUAUUUAUGCUUUUAUCUUUUCACACAUUUGUUUUAGUCAUCUCAACCACCUCCUGGUCCUGCUGGUGCAGCAUAUCCAAAUGCUUCCCCUGGCUUCCCUCCUGGCCAAAUGUACCAGCCGUUUACUCAGCCUAUGUAUUUCAGUCAGGGUCAGCAUGCACCAGGGUUUGCUAUGCCACCUUCCCAGGGACAUCACCAUCAUACUGGUAAAAAGCCCUUUUUUUUUUCAAUUGUGUUGACUAACAUUCUUUUAGAGUAGAUCUUAAAAAAUGUACAUUAGUAAGUUAAUUGCAAGUCCUAACUCAGCUCGGCUUGUUGAAUAUUUUGUCUGUUGUCUUUUUUAAACGUGGGGAACAUGUUGCAUUCUGUUUUUAUAUGAUUCUGUCCGAGGUGACUUGUUUCACAUCUUUAUAUCAUUUUUCUGUGCAUGUUUUUUUAAAUCAUUUCACUAUUAACUAAAUGGUGUUGCUAUAAUAAUUUUUAUAUUUCACAUGCUCAACUUCACUUGUAGUAUUAGUUUGAUUAUUAGCUGCUGUCUCUACUUUUUUUUUUGGAUGUGGUCGCUGUUGUUACACUUGUAUUGUGUAGGCUCCACGAGAGAAUCGUCCCCAGGAGUUGAUCAGUCAGGAGAGCAGAUGAGGACAGCAUCUAUUCCUGCUAUUGGCACAAGACCUGUUGCUGGUGAAUCUGAAAUACCAUUUGUUCAUUUGUUGUUUUUAUUCCUUGUUACUUUUCUGUCUUUAAAAUAUGGAGGGAAAAAAUAUCACAUCUGGUUUUUCAUCCUUCUUUCCUUAAUCAAAUUUCAAUCAUUACUUGUGUAUUUUAAAAAGAACCUGCUUAUAGUUAUUAAAAAGAGUGAUGUUGCAUUUACCCCAUGACUGUAAAUGUAGCCGCUCCAUGUAUUUAUUUAUUUAGGCAUUUUUAUAUAGCGCUUACCAUAAAGCUCUAAGCGCUUUACAAUUAUUAAAAACAUGUAAACUAAGUAAAAUAAAAAUGAGACACUAGGAUAGUAACAACACAUACCGAAAAACAGUUAAUUGCUUAAAGAACUAGUAUUUAAUAAUUUGGAUUUUUCCAUUUGACAUCUUUACAUUGUAUUCUAGUUAUAUUUUAACAAAAUUAUUUUUAGAAUAAACCAGUUUAUAUAUGUUUAAGAAUUGAAAAUAAGAAAAAGGGUAAAGCUUUUAAUGAUGUAAUGGCACGUUAUUUUGGACCUGGGUAACAUUUUAAAGAACAUAAACAGUGACUGCUGUCUUAAAAAAUGGGGUUAUGCUUCUAGCCGUGAAAAAUGCAGUUUAACCACCAUUGAGGAGUUAUGUUAUUUUUAAACGUAGUAUAUUACGUCUAGCUUGCAGGUUGGCAUCCGGGCCACUCAUUAAAGUAAACAUGGGUGUAGCCCAUGGAUGUUUCACCAUUUAUAUGCAGCUGUAAACGGCCGCUUUGUGAAGAAAAAAAAAAUUCAACAUGCCCUUGGUUUUUUUUUAAUGUUUUUUUUGUUUUUUUUAAUAUGUAUGUGCAUUUUUCAUGCUAUAUUUAUUCUAAAACUGGAUCUUAAAAAUUUGGUCAUAAUUUUGGGAUCAUACAUCAUAAUGAUACUGCCAUAAGCUGUUUUUAAAAUGACAUAGGUCUAGCUUUGUUUUUUUAAACACACACAAAAAAAUCCACAAGACUAUUUCCGCUGGUUCAUUAAAAUGUUUGGUAUUGAUUUCACUAGUUAAAUUUAGAGGAAUCUAUAUUGCCAAAGCUGGAGUUUUAACUGAUGAAUAGUUUAGAAUUACAUUUAAAUUGCUAUUAAAGUCAUCAGUUCAUUAUUUGCAUAAAUAUUAUUGAUAAUUGAAAAAAAAAAUCAAAAUUUUUAGAAAAUCAGACUUUAAACAACAUAUUUUCAUUUGGGAGUUGUGAUUGUGAUGAGGCAUAUUCUAGGACAGAUUUUGGGAACCUAUAGAUAUUGUGCUAAGUGUGUUGCUUUGAUUCAUUCAACCUACGUGUCUACAUGCAUGCUGUAGGUUGUCCACACAUAUUUAAAUAAAAAAUACAAAUAUCACGCCCUCGUACCUUAUGUCAUGGUAAACAAUCUAUACUAGAUUUAUUUCAACUUUGAAAAAAAAAAAUGCUUGUAAUUUAUCAUCUAAAGAUAACUAAUGAAAAAGUUGUCAUGUUAAAAUUGUUUUAACUUUUUCCUAGUGGAUAUUUUAUUUAAUUUGCUAUUCAAUUCGAAACAGGCUCACAAAGCUCUACCCCGCCAUUAAGUCGAAAGUCUCCAACUUCUGAUCAGGGUGUGCAGGUGCAGCCAGGAAGUCCAGAAAAAGGAUCACAUGAUAACCAACAUCAGUACAAUAGAACCCAACAUCAUCCUCAGCAACAUCAGCAAUACCGUGGCCAAGGUAUGAGACGUGGGGGUGGUGGUGGUGGAGGAGGAGGAGGUCAGCGUAUGGAUAAUAAUCGUUAUCGAGAAGAGAGAGGCCAGUCAGGCUCCUAUUCCAGGGGGAGAAGCAAUAACAGGGGUAAGGGUUUUUAAUGAUGCUAAGCUGUUUAUUUUUAUCAUAAUUAAAAUUCUUUCCUAUUUUGAUGUAAGGCUAACUUAAUGUAUUUUCAAACGUUAACCAAAUUUUGUUUAACAGAUCCUCUUUCGGCUCCUAUGAGAGGUGGUCCUCAACGAGGUGGACCUAGGGGUGCGCCCCGUGGUCAGGGUCAAAGAGGUGGUAGAUCAGCUGAACCUCUUAAGUUUGACACUGAUUUUGACUUUGAGACUUCUAAUGCACAAUUUGCUAAAGUUGAUAUUGAGAAGGAACUUAAAAAUCUUUCUCUGAGUAAGUAUGUUACUGCUUAAUUUAUUUACAUGUCCUAAUGUUACACUAUUGCUUUUUUUUUUUUUUUUUUUUUUUCUUUUUUUUCUCUUUUUUUUUUUUUUUUUUUUUUUUUUUCUCCCUACGAAAAGCCACAAAUAUGUAACAAUUGAAGACCUGGGUGUAAAAAAAAAAUAGACUUUUCAACUAAAAAAUUCUGUUAUCCUUUUUUUUUUUUAAAUGAUUCACCGUAAACAACACACCAUUUUCUACAUUGUCUAGAGAUGGCAACUCUUCUAAUUAAGGAGUUAUAUAGUCUUUUUAUAAAUAGUGUCAGGGAGUGUCGAGCUCUUUUGUUGGGGCUUGGUGGCUGUUUGAUUUGUUGUAUGCGCUAUAGAUUUUAGUGCUUUGGCAAUAAAUCUAGGUUUGCUUCAAACUGUUGGCGCCGAAAGCGAUGAAUUUGAUGGAGAAAUAGAUAUUGAAUUGGUUCAAAAUCUUGAUAUCAGUUAUUAAAUUAGUUCAUCUUCUACAAUUAUCAGUAAAGAAAAUUUCUGACUGAUUUUUUUAUAUUUUAUCAACUGUCAAAAUGGAGUUAUUUCCCUUUGCUUGCCUUGAUUGUUUAGUUUUUGACACCCACUAUCUUUUAAAAUAACUCAGUUGGAACUUUCAACAUUAAUUGGGAUUCCUAUUGAGUUACUUGCAUGCAUGUGUUAUCAAAUUUUCAGCCCCACCCCCAAUGCCCGAUUUCCCAUUUUAUAAGGAUUUAUACGAAAUACUUCGUUUUUGGGGGUUGCUUAUUUUUUUACUGUGAUGUUAGUCUAUAAAUUGAUUGGGGGGGGGGGGGGCUGAAUUUGCAGGUUUUAUUAAAAUUGCUAUGGCGCCUCCAGUAAUUAACAACUUAACAAGCAUUUAUCAUUUUCAUCUUGCGGAACAGUGAUAUGCCAGACAAGUCAACAUCAUCUUCAUCUAACCAUUCAGCACUUGAAAGUAAAGCAUUGUCAGUGUGAGCAAUAAUUGCCAUAAGGUCUCCUGGAAGCUACUCAAAUCGGUGGAAUCCUUUUUUGUAGAGUAGCAGGUGGUAAUUUCUUAUGCAUUGUCGGUGCUGUUGAAGAUGCUUUUUCAACUUGACUUGUGAUGCAAAAUAGAUGUUACAGAUUUUUUUAAAAUCUUUUCAAGCAGGGAUGUUAUUAUUGUUACACACUUUACUUUCCCCUAAAUCUCAAAAUAUCCUUUGCCUACUCUAACAAUAUCCUUUGCCUACUCUAACAAUAUCAUUUAUCUUGACUGCACAUGACAUCUAAAAAUUAUACUGGUAUGACUAUUUACACUUACACUCAUUAAAUUUUUUAAAAUAAUGUAAUAACCAGUCUAAUAAUAAUUUUAAUUGAAUAGAUCUAGAAAACAUGAUUGUUGACGUCAACUAAUCUAAACCUCCCCCCCCCCCCCCACCCAAAACCCAAAACAUUUCCCCCCCUUUUUUUUUUUUUUUUGGUUGUUUUUGAUAAAAAUGGGGGGGGGGGGGGGGGGGGUGGUCCUUACAGGUAUGCGUCAGCUAUUUGCGGACUUAUUAUUGGCCCCUUUUAAGUGUCUUUAUAUGCCGUAAUUCUUAAAUUUCAUUUUAAAGUGGGAAAAGCUGAUGAAAGUUACAAUUUUAGGUCAGCCUGCUAAAUAGUAGUAAAAAUGCCGUGAACUGUCCCAAAUAUCUAGUAACUGAUAUUUUUCCCAAAGUAAAAUGGCAUCCGUGAAUACAAGUAUAAUUAUAGCAUUAUAUUCUUACUAUUGAAACUGUGCUUCAAGGUCUGCCUAUUCAAAAGUUGCUAAAUGUGACAUGCCUGUUUUUCCUCUAAGGUCUUCAGUUAUGUUUUGCAGGUAUGUAAUUACCUGGAAAUUAAAUCUAAAUAUUUUUAACCUCUUUUUUUUUCUUCCUAGGUGACAAGUCAGUAAAUGGUGACAAAGGGGAAGAGGAACCUGAAAUUGAGGAUGAAGAAGGGGAAGAGGAAGAAGAAGAACCAGUUUAUUAUGACCAAAAGAAAUCAUUCUUUGACAACAUCAGCUGUGAGGCAACUGAACGGAAUAAAGGGUAAAUUUAAAAGGGGUUUUGGGUUUCAAGAUUUCAAAAAAUAUAUUAACUUUCUUCAACAAAUCAUAAGUUUUAUUCCCCAGUGCAUUUUUAAACGUGGUAACUUUUUUAUUUUUAAGGGGUGUUUUUUUUUUAAGUUUUAUUUUUUCUUGUUAUAAUUGUUUUAUGCAUCUUUUCAUCAAUGUAUUAACAAAUUUCCUUUUUUCAAUGCAUUUUAAAAAAAUGUAGCCAACGACAUUCAUGGAGGGAAGAGCGUAAGCUGAAUAGUGAGACUUUUGGUAUAUCUGAAAAUUUUCGGCGCAAUUAUAGAGGGCGUCACAACUGGAGAGGAGGAAAUAUGCGAGGUGGAUGGCGAGGAGGUCGUGGACGAGGGGGAGGUGGCAAUGCUUACAAUAACAGAGAUGGCAGUGCCUUCAAUAACAGAGAUGGCAGUGCAUACAAUAAUAGAGAUGGUGGAUAUUAUGGGGGUGAGCUUUUCAUACUGUAACUGUUAUCAGAAUUUUUGUUUUGAAACAUCAUAUAUUUGAUUUGGGUGAAUUUUGAAGAAAAAAAAGUGGUUAUUGUAGAAACUUUAUAUAAAGUUUGAAUGUUAGCCUCAAUUUGGUUAUGAUAAAUAGAAUUCUUUGAGCACAAGACAUGAUUAACAAUAUUGUUCCAUUGUACUCUUGAUGAAAACUGAAUAUCAACACAGCACAUAAAGUUGUUUUUUUUUUUUUUUUAAUUUUCCUGUGGUACAGUGAACAAGAUUAUUAGACAGUAAACUCAAUAACUGUGUUGAGUACACUGAAGGAAAAUAAUGCUUUUAAGUUUUUCAUUGCAUGUUUUUUUUUUUCCACUUAGGUAAUAGAGGCAGUGGGGGUCGUGGGAGAAGAACUUGGGACUAUGAUGACAGAAGACGGAAUGAUGGUCCUGUAAGUGUCAAACUUUUUAAAAAAAAAUUAUACAUAAGUUUAACUCAUUCCCUCCGGCAGCGCUGCUUCCGGACUUUAUUUUCCUGAGAAAAGGGAAGCAACUCAGUUUUGAAAUUGAUUUAUAUUUUUAAAAUGUUUUUUUAAGUUGCUAAAUAUUAUUUAAUGUUAAUGAAUUAACAAAUGCAACAAAAAAUGAAUAAGGUUUAAUACAAAUAUAACAUGGGGGGGGGGAUAACGUACAAUGGCCAAAAAAAUCGAUUUUCGUCACCUCUGACGAACACAUGCUACAUAUAGACGCGCCGUACUAAAGCACACGUAGUUUUAAAGUGAAACAAGAUAAAAACUUCCGGUUUCUAAAUUAAAUCACGCCAUAGCCGAAAGUCUCGAGGGACGCGAGAUUUCAUUGCUAUUUUUAACUAAAAAUAAGAGUUGUGUCGCUAUGCGCCGGGACGCAUUUGGGCGCAUCAGGAGAACACCAUCCCCCGAGGCGCAUUUAGUCGCAACCGUCGGGGAUGAGUUAAUAGCUGCUCAUUGUUACAAAGAUUAUUUUAGCGUUACGAUUUCCUAGAUUUCCCAAGUUAAGUAUUAUAAUGCUAUAACAAUACACAGUGGAAUCCUGUCAAAGUGAGAUAAUUUAUUGGGGUCCAUAAAAUUGCAUCAUGAUGAUAGUGGGUUGCAUUAAUGUUGGGUUUCAUGUAAAAGUUAAGUAUUGAGAGGUUAUUGUUUUUGGAGUAUCCCUAUUGGUUAGGCAGCUGAUUGGUGUUCAAAUGGAGUUAAUUUAAAGCGAUUCAGAUUUCGUCUUACACAGAUAGCCUACACACCUUCUCAGGAGAAUAGCAAUCAUGUUAAAUUGGAGUUAUAAUACAAAGAGGUUAUAGGCAGUGCAACAUGUUAUGAUUAGGGAGGGAGUUGAAUCAACUGUGUUUCUUUAGUUUUUUUUUUUUUCCUUUCCAGCAACGAGUUGAAGUCAAGUCUUAGCCAGAACUUACACUGGUAUGCAUGGUGAGAAAAUCUUGUCAUGUUGCAUACAGUACGAUAAUGAGUGAACUGUUAAGAUUCAAAGGAUAUUAAAUUUGAAAGUAGACAGUUUUCUAGCUGGACUGAAAGGAAAAUCACUGCAACUUGGAAUGACCUCAGGCAGCAAUUGAAAUGUAUUUAACAUAUGUCACACUGGUUGUCAGAUGAUGAUUAUAAAGAAGCUGGAAACUUGCAAUGGAAUUGCUGUGUACAAAGUAUUAGAAACUGAUGUGUAUUUGGAUGACAUUUUCUAAAGCUAUUGUGGUGGAGAAUGUUCAAACGAGAAUUGAGGUGUGAUUGAACCAGUUGCCUGAAGCAGCCUUAGUUCUAGUAAGUGCAACUGGUUCAUCUAUAAUUUGAACAAGCGAAAGAUGUGUUCACUUUGUUUUAACAAGUUUGCUUCCUGCUGGGAUUUUUUCGUGAAACACUAUAGUAAAUUUUAGUUUUGUUAAUUUUUUUUUUCCUCUUGUUCUGUAGUUCAAAUGGGACAUAACAUUUUUUAUUAUUGUACAAUGAACAAAGAAGACUGAUGACAUGGUGUGAUAAAUUUCACAGUGUUGAAGUCUACUUAUUUCAAUUGCUAGAUCAUUUCUUUGUAAAACUUACAGUGCUAAAUAUUUCCAUGCAUGGAAGAUGGCAUUUUCAAUGAUAUAAAAAAAAAAUGUGUGUGAAAUGUCCAAAAAACUGUAUAAUGAAAGUGAAAGAUUGAUGCUGAUAUGAUUUAACAAAUGUUUGUUGUUGGUCCCUACACCCACCCCAUGUGAGUCUAUUAAUAAUAGUACAGCAGUGAUUAAUUUAUGCUUUUCUGUGUUAGGAUAUUUUGGCAGAAAUAGUGAAACUAAUCUUCAUUUAAUCUUAAGUAUUAAUGUUUUGGGGCUAAUAGUUGUUUGCUUAGGUCUCUUUUAUAUAACUUACUUGUAAGCUUUUAAGGGUAGUGCAUGGUCUCACUUUUUUAAGUCAAUUAAUCUUAUUAAAGUUAUUGAUUAGUUUUUCUUUGUUAAUGAUAAUGCUCUAAAUUUUUGACAGGUUUCAGUUUAAGUUAAUCUUUAUUAGUUAAUCCUCACCAAGAAACUUUAUAAACAUGUGAAAAUACAACCUACUUAGUUUUUAUUUUAUUUUUCUUUCAUGAAGUCGUUAUUACAGACUGGUGUUCUCCGUUUUUAUAAUCGGUUAACUAAUAAAUCCAACUGGUUUAUUUGGUUCCUAUUCCUAUGAAUGAUUUGUUUAGACGCUAUCAAGGAUCUUUCUCAGAGACUGUUGUAACAUCAUUCUUUUAUCUGGUGUUUUUGGUAAAUAUACAUGAGUCCUACCUUAAGUUUCCUGCUUGGCGCAGUAUUUAAAACUAGUUCACUUAGCUGUGUUAAUGUUAAAAUUAAGAACUGUAGAAGCCUGUAGUUCUGGGACAGUUUUUGUCUGAUGUGAUAAUGGUUUGUUAUUAUUAUCCGCAUGUAUCACAUUUGUGAGAGAUUUGUGGAUAUUUUCUCUGUUGAAAUGUUUGUUGAUUACAAAGCAAUUUAAUCACAUACCGCAGUUUCAAAUACAGAGGACAACAAAAUUAUGAAAAUUAUGUUUUACAUUAUUCUUUAAAAAUUAUUUUAGAUAUGUCCUUACAAUCUUUAAGUGAGUAUUGUACAAAGUCAAUUAAAAGACCUUCUCUAAAGUUAAUACUGGACAGUUCACAUUCAUUCAGUUCUGAUGUGGCGACUGGUGUUUGAGGCAAUAGCCUAGUUAUGCCACUUGGAUAUGGAGACAAUUUACAAAUACAGUUGUACUCAUUGCACUGUAGUAAGUUAUUUCAAUUGUGUACCAGUACAUCAAAUGCUGAUUAUUUAUAUUGAUGCUUACUUUAAUCCAUUUUCAGGCUUGAUUGUUAGUGCUGAAAGUAAAAGUGAUCAUUUUGUGUCUGCAACUUUAUUAAUUUUUUUAAUCUCUUGCAUUGAUAAUUGAUUUAAAAUUACAGUAUUUGAAACUACAAAAUUUCAGUUUCACUUGCAAGGACAGUUAAGUUAUUGGGGAUUUUCUUUUAUUAUUAUCAUAAGGUUUAAGUUUUAAUUCAUGAACCAUUUCUUAAUUUGUAAUAUUUUUUUUAAAGUUUAGUAUGCAAUAUUAAAUUUUUGUCAGAUAUAAAAAAUAAAAUAAUAGACUAGGUUUUAUUUUAUUUUUUUAAUAUUUUGCCUAGCAAUGUAUCUUGUAUUGUGACUUUGAAAUCAUUUUUGCAUAUCUUGAUAAUGAAAAUAAAUGAAAUGAAGAAGAGAUUGUUAAUGUUUAUUCUAUUGCUCAUAAACAAUGCACACAUAAAACAGUCCGACCGGUUAAAUUAGGGCUUCAAGAAUAAUGUCCUUAAUUGUUGAGUGUGUAAGCAAUAUUUUCUGUCUCUGUGCGGUGUCACACUUUUUAAAUUACUUGUAUGUCCUAACUGCUUGCUAGAAUUACCAUAUUUCAACAGCACAGAAUCUCAGUUCAGUGAAAAUGAUUUGACUUAUACUUAUGGGGAAAAGUUUGUGUCAUUUAUUAAAAGUGAUUUGGGAUAAAUAUAGUUCUUGGCUCUUGUAAACUAUUUAUAAUUGUCAAGUGAGUAAAUAGCUUAACCAUUUUAAGACCCUAAUCUGCUGGUGUAUCCAGGACUAGAUCAAACCUUGUCUAAUAAACUUUAUAUUGUUGAUUUUUUCCAACU